AUGUCUGUAACAGUCCGUAUUCCAACCCCGCUGAGACGUUUAACCCAAAGCUUGGCGGAGGUCGAAGCAGAAGGUGCCAAUAUUGAAGGCAUCAUUGACAACCUUGAAGCGAGUUAUCCGGGGAUGAAAGAACGUCUCUGUGACGAAGGCGGAAAUAUCCGCCGGUUUGUAAACAUCUAUCUCAACGAUGAAGACAUCCGUUUCCUUGAUGGAAAAUCCACCAGUGUCGCAGAUGGUGCUGAAAUCUCAAUUAUUCCCGCGAUUGCUGGCGGACGCAAUCUGUCUUAA
Geodia barretti is the source of this 288-nucleotide messenger RNA. The record is from the annotation of a GenBank genome assembly. Lineage: Eukaryota; Metazoa; Porifera; Demospongiae; Tetractinellida; Geodiidae.